AUGAGCGGCCCCAGUCAAGACGAAGUAGACCGAGUGCUACGCCUAAAAAGCCGCGAACGCGAAUCCCACGCCUGCUACCCCUGCAAGAAACGCAAAGUCAAGUGCGACGGGACCCAGCCCUGCAAAACCUGCCAAAGGCGCAAGCACCCGCAGAUAUGCACGUACGAGCUCUCGCACUCACGCCGCAGAUCGACUUCGCAUCGAGAAAUUACUCGCUCGGCGUCGCCUACUUCUCCACGUGCCGUGGGUGAUGGUAGCAACAAGAUACCUUCUCGGCCGGAUGAUGGAUCUAAGAAUUAUGUAUAUUCGGGAGAUAACUCGGUCGUGUCGAUUUUGCGGUUGAGGGCGUCGGAUGCUAAUGAGUCGAUGGCGCGGGAGGUUGGGUCUGUUCUCGGAUUGCAGAAUACGUUCAAUAGUUAUCCUUUUAUGGACUCGAAGACUCCGCGGGAUCGGUGGAGGGCGUUGCUAAGUGUGUUGCCGCAGAGGAAUGAGAUUUUGAAGUUCUUCCAUUACUACCAGGUCACCGCUUAUCCGUUCAACCCGAUACUGGCAGACAUGGGUCGUUUCGAAUCUGAUCUUUGCAUUUACUUGAAUGCCCAUUCUGAAGGUGAUUUCAAGUCUUCUGAUAAGAUCACAGAGCGUUGGGCGACGGAUAAAUCCAUCGGCCAUAUUAGUCUUUUGCUAGCUACUUUGGCUGCGGGAGCGCAUUACUCUGACAUUGAAUAUCCUCAGCGAUUGGAGCUUGCAACGGACUUUGCUCGUCGAUCCUUUCAUGCUCUUCGAUUAGCUAAUUUCUUGUUCCGACCAUCCCUGGACAUCAUCCAGGCACUCUUGAUUCUAGGUAACACGCUGCAAAAUAUGGGUCAGUCUGACGCGGCGUGGGCAUUACUCGGGACUACGGUCCGGCUCGCUCAGACGAUGGGGUUGCAUACACAACGGAGUACGGUACAUUUGCCUGAGCAUGUGCAAACCAAAGCGCGGGCGCUGUGGUCAACCAUCGUUUGGCAAGAUAGUCUUCUCUGCCUAUGCUAUGACCGCCCACCCAUCGUCACAGUAACAGGAUGGCCCCUCGACCAGCCCGUCUUUGAACAGCAGGACUUAUCAUACGAGGAUGUCAUGCACUUGAUAUGUCGACUCGGCCUAGACAUCAUGCGAGCAGAUUCUAUAGGAUUAGACGAAUUCGAUCAGGCAAUCGGCUAUCUCCAAAGACUAGACAGCAUCUCCCAACGCGGUCAACCCUACCUCCAAUCCCGACAAAACUGCACCUCCCUCCAGCAAAAUCUUCAACAUCUAGCUCUCAGAAUGCACACCUCCUUCUGCGUAUCGGUAAUCUGCCGUCCAGCAAUGAAGAAAACCCCUCCCCAACUCCUCCACCCUCAAUCCGAUCUCCUCCGGUCCCGCGCAAAAGGUAGCUUAAUCGAUGCCUCAAAAGCAUUUCUCGAAUUCCAAGCCCUAAGCGUGGUUCCCCUGCGCAGUUGGUCCAUGGUUCAUACAGUCCUAAGCUCAACAUUGCUGCUGUGCAUCUGGGAAGAAACUCGCAAUAACCCCGAAUGCCGUGGCUUGCAACAGCGCGUGAUUGAUGUGUUUUCAACUUCUGAUUCCAAGAUCAGCGAUGAUGGAAGUUCUUUGUCCAAUGGUGGCAAUCAAUGGCUAUCAGCUCGGCAUAUUAGGGCUUUGGUUACGCUUAGGAGUGCUUUGGAUCGAGAAGGGGAGAUGGGAACCGCUGAAAAUGAGAAUUUGAAUGUGUUGGGCGCUAGUCUUGUGCCGCCGCUUGGUGUUGGACCUGAGGGUUAUUUGGAUAUGCUGAAUCCCAUGGAUUUCUCGCCCGUCUCGUAUCUCGACUCGAUCAUGAAUGUUCCUCUGUUUGACUUUACACAGGAAACUGGCUUCAUGUGA
Penicillium cataractarum is the source of this 1896-nucleotide messenger RNA. RefSeq lists its product as uncharacterized. Gene Ontology annotation, molecular function: DNA binding; carboxy-lyase activity; zinc ion binding. The transcript is spliced from 6 exons. Bases 1 to 1896 code for a protein of 631 amino acids. Gene Ontology annotation, biological process: DNA-templated transcription; regulation of DNA-templated transcription. The record is from RefSeq and is a predicted model, not a curated record. NCBI's taxonomy places the organism in Eukaryota, Fungi, Ascomycota, Eurotiomycetes, Eurotiales, Aspergillaceae.